Molecule: messenger RNA, 1827 nt
Organism: Diatraea saccharalis (sugarcane borer)
Lineage: Eukaryota; Metazoa; Arthropoda; Insecta; Lepidoptera; Crambidae
Source: the annotation of a GenBank genome assembly
AUGUGUUACGCCACCCCGAUCUUCAGCCAGCAAGGCUCUAUAUCAGAGGCAUUAGCGGGUUUCCUCCGUGACACCUCGGAACUGCUGGACGGAGAACCGCCAGAUGCAACCCACCUUCUGCCGGAGUACGACUUCAUCAUCAUCGGAGCUGGAACAGCCGGUUGUGUUCUCAGCAAUCGACUAACAGAAGUUGAACAGUUCAAGGUUCUCCUCCUCGAAGCCGGGGGCAGCGAGCAGUUUUACAUGGACAUACCGGUGUUAGCAACCCUUCUACAGUUCACAGAUGCCAACUGGAACUAUUUCACGGAACCACAGAAAGGGGGAUGUAGAGGCAUGCGAGCCGGACGCUGCGCGUGGCCUAGAGGGAAGGUCAUUGGAGGUUCAUCUGUACUUCACUCCAUGAUGCAUACGAGAGGAAACCGCAAGGACUACGACAGAUGGGCUGCUAACGGAAAUCCAGGUUGGAACUACCAAUCGAUUCUCAAAUAUUUCAAAAAAUCAGAAAAUAUGCAGAUACCUGAAUUAGCAAGGGAUAGACGUUACCAUUCUACCAAGGGAGAAAUGUCAUUGACGUAUCCUAACUGGAGGACACCACUGUCAGAUGCUUUUUUGAAAGCUGGUGUAGAAUUAGGAGGUAAAAUUGUCGAUUAUAAUGGAGAGAAACAGAUAGGAUAUUCUAUUAUUCAAUUCACAAUGAACAAUGGUUCGAGAAUGAGCGCUAGUAAGGCAUUCUUACAUCCUUUGAAACAUCGUACAAAUCUACAUAUUGCAAAGAAUGCGAUGGUGACACGAAUACUGAUUGACCCGUGGACUAAGAGAGCACAUGGAGUAGAAUUUAAUAAGAAUGGUAAGAAAUAUGUGAUAUCAGCUAGAAGGGAAAUUAUUCUGUCUGCUGGCGCUAUAAACUCUCCGCAACUGUUGAUGAUUAGUGGUAUAGGUCCAAAAGAACAUUUAAAUGAGAAGAAUAUUACAACUAUUGUAGAUUUACCAGUGGGAUUCAACUUACAAGAUCACUGGGCUUUAGGAGGGCUCACUUUCGUUAUUAAUACUACUGAUUCCAUUAGAUCUGAACGAAUAGCAACAUGGGAUAAUAUCGUUGAAUAUUUCAGUCACCACACAGGGCCUUUGUCAGCGCCUAGUGGCACAGAAGCUCUCGCUUUCAUCGAUACAAAAAACCCUACAGAUGAUAACGGAUACCCGGAUCUUGAGUUACUGUUUGUGGGAGGCUCUUUAGUUUCACAGCCUACAUACAAACAAGCUUUUGCAAUUGACGAAAAUAUAUUUGAUCAAGUGUAUGGCCCCAUCAAAGACAAAGACACGUGGAUGGUGUUUCCAAUGCUUUUGUUACCUGAAUCUAAAGGAAGAAUAUUACUGAAAAAUAAAAAUCCAUAUUCCAAACCGAUUAUAUAUGCAAAUUACUUUUCUGAUGGAGGCCAUGAUCAGGAAGUGAUACUAUAUGGUAUUAGAAAGGUAAUAGAACUGUCUAAAACAAGGGCAUUCCAGAAGUUCGGCAGCAAACUGCACGAUGUACCUUUGCCCAAUUGUGCGCAUCAUGUGUUCAAUUCGGAUGAAUAUUGGUACUGUGCUAUGAGGACAAUAACGAAUACGAUUUACCACCAUUGCUGUACGAACAAAAUGGGACCUAAAAAUGACCCUGAUGCCGUGGUGGACCCGCGUCUGAGGGUUUAUGGUGUAAGAGGCUUACGUGUAGUUGAUGCUAGUAUAAUGCCGCAUGUUCCAGCUGCUCAUACGAAUGCUCCAACAAUGAUGGUAGCUGAAAAAGCAGCAGAUAUGAUAAAGGAAGAUUGGGGCAUUUUAAGUCCAUAA